CGGCUUCUGCUAAAAAAUUUAUCGCCUUUGGACUUCAUAUUAUAGGCGUAACACAAGCAUCCAAAAACCCGCAUAGAAGUAUAACUUGGCGGCACUCCAAAUAAAAUUUCAUAAGGGGUCUUGUAAUUAUGAAUCGCAGAGGGAGUGCGAUUGAUGAGGUAAGAAGCAGUCAAAACACAUUCACCCCAAAAAGAAAUAGGUAAAUGCCCCUGAAAUCGCAAGGCACGAGCAACAUUCAAAAUGUGCCGAUGUUUGCGUUCAACACGUCCAUUUUGUUGUGGAGUGCCAACACAAGAAGUCUGAAAGAUAAUACCACUAAUGCGAAAAAAAUCUUUUAAACAAUUAAAUUCGGUCCCGUUGUCACUUCGCACAUGUUGGGAUAUAUUAUCCCGGCAUAUUACUGUUCAGGAGCCCAAGACAUUACUCUCUACGGAGCCCGAGCAGCUAGGCCCAUUUCGGCCCAUCCGGCCCACUUUAGCCAUUUCGGCCCGCUUUGGCCCACGCGGCCCGUUAGGGUGGAGAGCAUCCCCUCCCCCUAUUCUCUAUAAAUAUGGGAGCUUCCCUCCAUAUUAUGGAUGGCUUCCUUCAUCCCUUUUUAGCUCUCCUUCCUCCUUUCUUUUAGACUUAGCUCAAAUACCCAUGAAUGGGAGCUUGUACAAUGUAAUGGUGAGGAGAGUCCUAAUGAGAAUUGAGAGGGCUUGGACAUUAGCCUAAAAAGUCCCGUGGUUUUCUCCCUUUCGGGUUUCCACGUAAAAACUGAGUUGUUCAUACACAUUUAUACAUAUAUUUACUAUAUCGUGUUGGAUUAAACUCAACACUGGCGCCGUCUGUGGGAAACUGUCCAAAAAGAUUCGUGUGUUCUACUGUUCUUGAGUUUCUACAAAAAAAAAUUCAUACGAAAUAUACUGAUUCCGGAAAAAAAAAUGAUUCUGGAGCAAACAUGAAGAAAAACGAAGGAAAUAUGCUUCUGGGAAGUAAGGGAGCUACGAAAUCUGGAGGAUGACAUUUGGAUUUUUCCAGAUCCGGAUUGGGGGUCGCCGGAGCCGUCGCCACCUUUCCCACCGCGGUGGACCCUCCGGCGAGUUCAUCCACACCAGACAAAGACCUGCUGCAGCAUCCCUGGACCUGGUCUCGUCAUCUCGGUCCCAGGAGAGCUCCGCCGUAGCAGCACUGUUCAUCGGACGUAGCUGGGUCCUCCGACGGGAACGCAGCACCGUCUUGCACCGCCAGCUGCAUGCCGCUGCUCAGCCCCCAACCUCUGGUAAUGCGACGGGGUUUUUUAAGCUGAGGCUUCCCCGGGCUCUGCCAUGGAUGGCUGCUUGGAGCUCAGGAAGGGUAUGCUUCGGAGUUCGGCCGAUCUCCACCGUGGGCUAGCUUUUCCAGCCUCCCUCGCCCUGCUGUAGCUUUCGUCGCCACCAGCCAGCAACUGACCUGCACUGAUUGACCUUGGUGGGAUGUUUCGUCUGCCUUUCCACCAGAUGCUC
Molecule: messenger RNA, 1484 nt
Organism: Cuscuta epithymum
Lineage: Eukaryota; Viridiplantae; Streptophyta; Magnoliopsida; Solanales; Convolvulaceae
Source: the annotation of a GenBank genome assembly